Phycomyces blakesleeanus NRRL 1555(-) is the source of this 722-nucleotide messenger RNA. RefSeq lists its product as hypothetical. The record is from RefSeq and is a predicted model, not a curated record. The transcript has a single exon. Bases 32 to 664 code for a protein of 210 amino acids. NCBI's taxonomy places the organism in Eukaryota, Fungi, Mucoromycota, Mucoromycetes, Mucorales, Phycomycetaceae.
GAGUGCUACGGAUUCUGCUGAGAAUUAUACGAUGCAUAACUACACAGAAGGAGAAAACAUUUUCGAGGUUGACUGCUUGAAUACCAUAGGGCCUCCAGAUAAUGAACUAGACUAUGCUUCUGAUGACUCACAAUCGAGGGAAAAAGAUUUCAGUGAAGACAGUAGCGUUCAAAACGAAAGUGAUUCGAAGAUUUUAUUAUCAGGUGUAUUAUCUACCAGAAAUAUACCAGAUUCAUUCAGUACAGAAGAUGAGGAUGAGGAUGAAUAUACACAGCAAAUAAUACACGAUUCAGAAGAAAGUAUGUCCGAUAGUUACAGCCCCAUAGAAUAUAUGGAUGAUCCAGUUGGAGACCAACCAUCUUUCAAAAAAAGAUAUAUCGAGGAUCAAAAUACCCGUCCAAAAAGAAGAAGAGUUAUCCCAAAUUCCCAGGAGGAUGAGAGUGAAUACAGCGUUAUGUUAAGUGUUACGAAUGCCAUGAAUGAUACAUCAUUAUACGAAGGAAUGCAAGAUAUUUUGGGCGUAAGAGAACGAAGACAUAGAAAGGUGAUCCCCAACUCACAACCAGAUAUUGAGCCAGGUGAUACGGAGGACCAAGGGUUGUAUGAAUCUAGGAUAAGAGGUGCAUUUCUCAAGAAAUUCAUUGAUGAUGACCAAUCCAUAUAAAAUGAAUGUAGUUGGAGAUUUCUAUUUAAUGAAAUUUCAAAAUAAAUAAAAUAUCUCC